UUGACCUAUUACCAUUUAAAGCUGAGCUACAAUGGACUCAUACACUGUCUCAAAAACCACGUUACAAACCCCAAAAGCAAACAUGGACCAAGCCAAGUUCAGCGAGGAUGUGAUGCAUAUUAAGGACCAUGGCUCCACACACUUGUCCCAGGAAACAGUGAAAAAGCUGAUCCACCAGUCUCAAGAGGCAAAGCAGCAAGCCUACUGUCCUUAUAGCAAAUUCAGAGUGGGAGCUGCUCUCCUGACUUCAGACAACUGUGUGUUUACAGGUUGCAAUGUGGAGAAUGCAUGUUACAACCUAGGUGUGUGUGCGGAAAGGAAUGCUAUCUCAAAGGCAGUUUCUGAAGGCUACAGAAGUUUCAAGGCAAUUGCAAUUGCCAGUGACAUGAAUGACCAGUUCAUCUCCCCGUGUGGUGGCUGCAGGCAGUUCAUAAGAGAGUUUGGAUCAAACUGGGAUGUGUACCUGUCUAAGCCUGACGGCUCAUACCUGAAGAUGACGGUGGACGAGUUGCUGCCCGUCUCCUUUGGCCCUAAAGAACUGUCCAUGAAGAAAGUGUUUGACAUUCCUAAUGAGUACUGAGCCUGUAUUGCAGGACAGAACACACACGUUGCUUAUUUGAACCACCAUGACAUGUACUGUGUGUAACAUAAUGCUAAAAACCUAUUCAUGUUUAGCAGCAGCAGGUUUAUUUAUGGUAAAUAUUUCUUCUUGUGUUAUCUGAUUUCAAUGUCACAUUAAAAUGUACUUAAUGUAUUUUGUUAAUAUACUCAUCAAGCUAAUUGCCAGACUAUAAGCUGGAAAAUAAAUUGUGCCUUAGCUGGCGAUUGAUUUACCAAGACUAACGUACUGUAUUUAGUGCUGGGUUGUUGCGGAUAAAAUUAUUUCUUAGUUUGAAGAAGCAUGACGGAAAAUGAUGUCUCAUAUCAACAUUAAUAAAUGUUUUAAUAGUUUCUUUUAUUAGUUUACACUUCAUUUCUGAGAUAUAGACACAAAUGAAGUUCAAAGGACAUACAAGAACAAUGAUAAGUUACAGUGUACCGCAUACAGUAUUUGUGUAGGAGCAAAUUAUUUAAUUACAGAGUUAAAUAAAGAGAGAGACGGGGUGAAGCAUUAAAGAGGUCAGUGCAAAUUCACUAAAACAUCUAUUAGUGAUUUUAGGUCUAAGUAUUCCGUGCAUUGAUAUUUACAGUGGUUUAUGGCGCAGGCUUAAAAAAGGGCAAGUAUAUUAUGGUAGGAUUUAUCUUUCCCCCCUGACUCAGACAAUUGA
Etheostoma cragini (Arkansas darter) is the source of this 1268-nucleotide messenger RNA. RefSeq names its product cytidine deaminase b (gene cdab). Gene Ontology annotation, cellular component: cytosol. Gene Ontology annotation, molecular function: zinc ion binding; cytidine deaminase activity. NCBI's taxonomy places the organism in Eukaryota, Metazoa, Chordata, Actinopteri, Perciformes, Percidae. The transcript is spliced from 4 exons. The record is from RefSeq and is a predicted model, not a curated record. The coding region runs from base 32 to 580 and encodes 182 amino acids.